Messenger RNA from Colletotrichum navitas, 1977 nucleotides. Its product is annotated as F-box domain-containing protein. NCBI's taxonomy places the organism in Eukaryota, Fungi, Ascomycota, Sordariomycetes, Glomerellales, Glomerellaceae. The transcript has 3 exons. The coding region runs from base 220 to 1794 and encodes 524 amino acids. The record is from RefSeq and is a predicted model, not a curated record.
UUAGCCCCGUCUGUCAACUGGCGGAUCAUGACUUCGGACCAUCCCAGCUCUCUUCAACAGCGCAACACCUUCGACUUUGAUGGAACCGUUGAUAAGACCCUUAGUCCCCCCGCCCCCUUCAGUGCCGGUCACGAGGUCUCUUCGCCUAACUCUACCUUUCCUCAACACAUUUCCUGACUCUCACCUGCUCCUCCAUGUGGAAGCGCCAUUUAUCGGCGAAUGGCUACCGCAUCCUCCCUUCGCGCAGCGCCUCACAAAUGGUCUCUCAACGGCCUGAGUUCCGAACUCAUAGCUCUUAUCUUUGAGCAGCUUCGGGAAAUAGACGACCGCGCCCUCGCUGCCGCGCGAUGCUUGUCAAGGCGCUUCGAGGCCAUUGCGACCCCUAUCACCUACCGUACUCUAUGCCUCAAUGAGCGCAUCGUUGCGCUAGAUGCCGACUCGCGGUAUCCUAAUCUCUUGUGCAACGUGUCUACCUACACCAACCAUGUGAUUGCACGAAGCGAUCUUGACCCUGACGGCAUCCGAAGGGUGCUGGACCGGAUCCAACGACUGAAAACCGUACGGUGGCAUUACGUCGACGCCGAGUUUAGAUCGGGACGCCUCUGGCUUCCGUCAGAUUUGCUCAAUCCCCAACAAACACGGUUCAGUGGCACGAAGCUGUUUGUCGAGGAUCUGCCACUGCGUGAAUUCGAGGGGCAGCUGCGAGACACCUACAUUCGAGCUAUUCCCACAGAUCUUCUAGUAUCCCUCAAGCUUGCUAGUCCAGCCCCACCGCUUACGACACGAUUGAACUCUCUAAAGCAGCUUCUCCUGCUGUCACGCCGUCUCGAGACAUUUCACUACGAAGACCGAGGACAAGGUACUAAUUUCAAGUUCGCGGAGGGAGAGCGCAUGCCACCGUUAAAGGACUUGGUUUUGAAGUCCUACGACUGGAACCAUUCCAAAGAGGACACUCGGCUACAUUGGGACUUCACCCAACUCGAAUCGCUCGACUUGAUUUCGGUGCCUGUCUUCAACUUCCUGGCAGCCGUUGAUUUCCCCCACCUCGCGGGGCUACGGCGGCUUCACUGCGAGGACUUCAGCGCUCACCUAGCUGACAGACGACAAGAGGCGACGGGUGGUCUUUAUUUGUUGGUGGCGCAUCACAUCCGGGCUCUGCAGACACUGAGCGUGACCUGUCACAUUCAGCUCUUCCCUUUGGAUGGCAUUCUCAGACAUGGCACCUCCCUACAGCUACUCCGGUUUCGUGACCAUGUAGGAUUCGGAGAUGAGGACCGACGGUGCCCGACGCUCUGGGCCGAGGAUAUCGCGACUUUGGCACAAGGACUGCCAUUUGUGCACACGCUGGAGGUAGAUAUGGAUGUGGCUCUAUGCGACCCGACAGAGUUUCUGCGCGCCAUUUGCAGCUUCCGCAGCCUGCAAACACUUAUGCUCCAUGUUCAGACGGUCCUUCAUCCCCUCGAAGUCGUCUACCCAGGGAUAGAUCGCGAUUACGACGCGGCCCUGCGCACUUUCCAAUUCCUCCUAAGAGAGAAACAGCUUGCCACGCCCGAUGUUCCGUGGAAGCAGAUAACCAUUAAUGUAGGCGGUUGGAGGAAAGUCAUGGUCCGCCGUUUCAGCACCGCCUGGCGUCAGCAGAACGAAAAUGGAGUCUUCGCCGAACGGUGCUUUGUGUUGGAGAGAAACGAAUACGGCCAGAUGGCAUUUCGAGAGGAAAUGAGCGUUGAGGGACGUUCAUCGACGCCAACACCCGAUCCACCAACGCCGAAUUUCGAGACUGAAUACGAAGAGUAAUGGACAAAUUCGAUUGUCGGGUUUGCCUUCAUUGGGCACGGAGCGAGCACGAGGAAGACUGCAUUGAUACCACGGAAGAGCAGGGCAGGACGCAAAACCCUGCAAAUCUACUAGCAUAUAGAUUUAGAGACUGGUAAUAUCAGUACUCUAAUCUUAAUGAUACCAAUGAUGUUAAUGACCACC